Paramecium pentaurelia is the source of this 857-nucleotide messenger RNA. NCBI's taxonomy places the organism in Eukaryota, Ciliophora, Oligohymenophorea, Peniculida, Parameciidae. The record is from the annotation of a GenBank genome assembly.
AAUGAAGUUUUCAACAUCUUAGAUAAUAAGCAAUUCAUAAGUAAGAUCAGAAUCACCAUCAUUCUAAAAAAUGUAAGCAUUGGCAGAUAAAUGGACUUAAUUAAAAGCAGGAAUAGAUAGAGAUAAAUUUGAAAAAAAAGAAAUUAUUGAUGCAUCUCUCUAAAAAAUUGAUAGCCUAUUAAAUUAUGAUAAAAUUAAGGAUGAAGAUAGAUUUAAAGUAUAAUGUACAAUAAUUCACUAGGUACUAAAAGAAUAAAUUUUAAAACUCAGUGAUCAAAUUAAUAAUGAAAAAUUUGGAAAAGAACAUAAUGUUCGUUAUUAAGAAUAGCUAUAACAAUUUGAGGAAUUAAUUAAUAAAUAAUUAGAUGAUGAAAAAAAUGUAAAGUUAUUUAUAAAAUUAAAUUAGAAUAAGAGAAGAGUAGAAAUGUAGCUCUUGAAAUAAAUAGAAGACAGAUUUGAAACAGUUCAUGGAAUGCUUGAAAAAAAUAAUUCAAUAUAUUAUGAUAAGUUGAAUAGAUAAAUUGGAGAUGUAAGUAAUUAAUUAAAAGAUCUAAGAUAUACAAUUGAAAAUGAACAAUAAACAAGGUAUUUAACAUAUUAUAAUCAGAUCUGACUCCUAGGCUCAUUUAAUAGAAUAAAUGGAUCUAGAGUUAAAUAAGUUUUAGGAAAUGAUGUCUAUAGAAAGGACUGUUAGAGAGGAAACUGAGAAAAAAAUAUAUUCUAUGAUUGAAGAGGUACAUUAGAAGAUUCAGACAGAAAUUCAGGCUGAAAGGUAACAAAAAGAAAAGUCUCACGAAAGUAUUCUAAGAUUAUUAGAAUAAACUUGCAUCAAAAUAGAUGAAAGCUUUAAUUAAUGA